GCUCUUCUUCCUCUAGACAAGGAGUUUGUGGAAGCCGCUCCCACGUCCUACAACCCAGAGGAGUUAGGUGCCCCUCUUGUUUGCUACAGUCCCAGCAGCCCUGCGCAGAUUCUGGAAGACCCCGGCUACUUCUUCCCCGACUUCCAGCUCUAUUCUGGGAGGCAUGAGGCAUCUGCUCUGACCUCAGAGGCAAAUCGUGGCCCCAGGGAGAACAGCGUGGAGGAUCCUCUCUGUAAAUUCCACUCCCCGAACUUCCCGCGGCUCCCCGAGGUGGAAAUGAGAGGUUCCGAGGAUGCAGCAGCUGGAACAGUAUUACAGCGGCUGAUCCAGGAACAACUGCGCUAUGGCACCCCGACUGAGAACAUGAACUUGCUGGCCAUUCAGCACCAGGCCACAGGGAGUGCAGGCCCAGUCCACCCGAUCAACAGCUUUUCUUCCACGGAGAACCUCACUCAAGAAGACCCACAAAUGGUCUACCAGUCGGCACGCCAGGAACCGCAGGGUCAGGAACACCAGGUGGACAACGCGGUGAUGGAGAAGCAGGUCCGGUCCACACAGCCUCAGCAGAACAACGAGGAGCUGCCCACUUAUGAGGAGGCCAAAGCCCAGUCCCAGUUCUUCCGGGGCCAGCAGCAGCAGCAGCAACAGCAGCAAGGGACGGUGGGCCACAGCUACUACAUGGGCACCAGCCAGAAGUCCCGGACUGAGGGGAGGCCCACGGUGAACCGGGCCAACAGCGGGCAGGCGCAUAAGGACGAGGCCCUGAAAGAACUCAAGCAGGGCCAUGUGCGCUCUCUGAGCGAGCGCAUCAUGCAGCUGUCUCUGGAGAGGAACGGGGUGAAGCAGCACCUACCCGGCACAGGGAAUGGAAAGGCGUUCAAGGCAGGUGGGGGACCCUCCCCAGCCCCGCCUGCAGGCAAGGGGCUGGAUCCUCGAGGUCCUCCACCCGAGUACCCUUUCAAAGCCAAGCAAAUGAUGUCCCCGGUGAGCAAGCCCCAGGAUCACGGGCUCUUCUACAAUGACCAACACCCGGGGAUGCUCCAUGACAUGGCCAAGCCGUACCCUCCUCCUCAGCCUGCCAGAACGGAGGUGGCCGUCCUGAGGUACCAGCCGCCCCCAGAGUACGGGGUCACCAGCCGCCCAUGCCAGCUUCCUUUCCCAUCAACAGUGCAGCAGCACAGCCCAAUGUCCUCCCAGACCUCCUCCAUCAGUGGCCCGCUGCACUCCGUCUCCUUACCGCUUCCCCUGCCCAUGACGCUGGCAGCCCCCCAGCCGCCGCCUGCCGCCUCCCCCAGCCAGCAGCUAGGCCCGGAUGCAUUUGCGAUUGUGGAGCGAGCCCAGCAGAUGGUAGAGAUACUAACGGAGGAGAACCGGGUGCUUCACCAGGAACUGCAGGGCUACUGUGACAAUGCUGACAAGCUCCACAAGUUUGAAAAAGAACUUCAGAGAAUUUCGGAAGCGUACGAGAGUCUGGUCAAAUCUAGCACCAAGCGAGAGUCUCUGGACAAGGCGAUGAGGAACAAACUGGAAGGCGAGAUUAGAAGGCUUCACGAUUUCAACAGAGACCUCCGAGACCGGCUGGAGACCGCCAAUCGGCAGCUGUCCAGCAGGGAGUACGAUGGGCAUGAAGACAAAAUCGCAGAGGCACACUACGCUUCCCAGAACAAAGAAUUCCUGAAGGAGAAGGAGAAGCUGGAGAUGGAGUUGGUGGCCGUGCGGACUGCGAGCGAGGACCACCGGAGGCACAUCGAGAUCCUGGACCAGGCGCUGGGCAAUGCCCAGGCCAAGGUCAUCAAGCUGGAAGAGGAGCUGCGAGAGAAACAGGUGUAUGUGGAGAAAGUUGAGAAGCUGCAGCAGGCCCUGACCCAACUGCAGUCCGCAUGUGAGAAGCGAGAGCAGAUGGAGCGGAGGCUGCGAACCUGGCUGGAGAGGGAGCUGGAUGCCCUGAGAACCCAGCAGAAACACGGCCAUGGCCAGCCGGCCAGCAUGCCGGAGUACAACGCGCCGGCCCUGCUGGAGCUGGUGAGGGAGAAGGAGGAGCGGAUCCUGGCACUAGAGGCCGACAUGACCAAGUGGGAGCAGAAGUACCUGGAGGAGAGCACCAUCCGGCACUUUGCCAUGAACGCCGCCGCCACGGCUGCAGCCGAGAGGGAUACGACGAUCAUCAACCACUCUCGGAACGGCAGCUAUGGCGAGAGCUCGCUGGAGGCCCGCAUCUGGCAGGAGGAGGAGGAGGUGGUGCAGGCCAGCAGGAGGUGUCAGGACAUGGAGUACACUAUUAAAAAUCUGCAUGCCAAAAUCAUAGAGAAGGAUGCCAUGAUUAAGGUCCUUCAGCAGCGAUCCCGGAAGGAUGCUGGGAAGACAGACUCCUCCAGCCUGCGGCCCGCCCGCUCCGUCCCGUCCAUUGCUGCAGCCACGGGCACACACUCCCGCCAGACCUCUCUGACCAGCAACCAGCUGGCCGAAGAGAGGAAGGAAGAGAGGGCCUGGAAGGGGAGCAUCGGACUGCUGCUGGGGAAGGAGCACCAUGAACCCUCCUCGGCACCCAUGCUGCCAGCCCCACCCACCGCGGCCCUGACUCCGACUGCUUCCACCACAGUGGCCAGCAGCGCCCACGCUAAGACAGGCAGCAAGGACAGCAGCACCCAGACGGACAAGAGCACCGAACUCUUCUGGCCCAGCAUGGCCUCCCUCCCCACCCGCAGCAGGCUGGGCAUGACCCCCUCCAACAGCCCCGCCCUGAAACACCCUGCCACCAGGGGCCCUGCAGAGAAGCCUGAAAGCUCGCCUGGCCACGGGAAAGCCCCCGACCAUGGGAAAGGCCGAGUCAGCAGCGUGCUCCACAAGGCCGAGUUCCCCGACGGAGAGAUGAUGGAAGUGCUCAUCUGACGCCCUCCCUGGGGCGCUUCGAGCCGAAAGAACACUGGCAAACAAGGGACAUGGCAAAGAGGAAGAGGGAAGGUCACGGAGGUUGUGGGGGGAAAGCAAGAUGAUUUGAACAGAUAUGGAUUUCAGAUCCCAGGAACCAUUUUUAUAAAUGUAAAAAUAAGACACACGUGCACGCAUACACACAUACAAACCAGGAGACCUACGUGACUGGAGAGAGAGGCACGUGUUACAAAUUUGUCUUGCACAUGGUGGAAGAGAGAAGAUGCCUGUAGGUUUGGAAACAAAGUGGAGGUGAAAUAGGAGACGGAAUGUUUCACCGUACAAAAAUGAAUCUCUUGGGGGUAGGGUCUGUGUACCUCCAUUCUCUGCUUAUAAACAGAUAAGCCUGAGCAUGGAUCUUCCUUGGGCCACCCCAUCUCCUUGCCCCUUAGCAUGUUGGUUGAAAUCUAGGGCCAGUCUUAGUAUCAUGCACACAGGACUCGGUGUUCAUACAUCAUCACUCGGGCCAUCCUCCCAGUGUCUGUGAGUGAGUGAGUGAGUGUAAGAGACAAUGAGAAGGAAUGCUUGCAGAUGAUGAGGAGUGAAAAAGUGGUCUUCACUUAGGGCCCUGUGUGGCACGGGUCGUCAGAGACCAUUGGACUUUGGGACUUUUGCGGGAGUCGGCAGUGUGUUGAAGCAGAUGGGCGUGUUAGGAUCUCGGCCUAGCCCCUUGUCCCGGACUUCUCUCCCCCACCUGUUUUCACUUUCUCCCCCAUACCGUUCUCCCCCAGUCUCUUUUCACUUUCCGUUUUGCCUCUCUAUCCUCCCACCCCACCCCUGUCUCUUUCCAGGAAGCCGUGGCAGUGUUGUUGAGGUCUGGGGAUGGUCAGAGCAUUAUCUGAACUGUGUUCUGUCCUGGGGGUUCUCAGCAACCCGGGAGACAGAAUGGGGCGCUGGCUUCGUGUCCGCUUUCCUCCCACCCCGAGUGGGGCUGCAGCUGUGAACAUCAUUCUGACUGUGGGUGAGCUAGGAGAGGGCGGGGAACUGCAGCAGCCGUUGUGGCCUCCUGCAGUCAGGCCCUGGCACCCACCAUCUUCCAGGAGCUUAUUCACGUCCACCUUGUGGUUCUGUUAGGGUCUUUCCAGCCUGCGCCCCAGGCAACGGCGCUCCACGCUCAGUAGUCUUGGCAGCCACUUUCUGGGAUGGGUGGCCCUCAGCAAGUCCCGCCACCCCUGCCCUGCGCUCCUGCUGGCUGUGGGUGAGCCUGUGUACUGCCGUGGAUGCUGUGACUUCUGUCGGGAUGUGAGGGCUCACACAGUGGUUUCUUGGCUGUGAGCUGACCCUGAAGCCUGUCAGACAGGGCCACGUACAGCAGGUGGGGGUGUAGGAGCGUUCCACUUGUCCACAACAUGACAGAGCUACCAGGGAAAGGAGCCGGGCGUGUAUGGUGAGCCUCACAUAAGACUCGUGGACACCGGCUUCCUUUACAAAUCCUGGAGGUGCCAGAUCAGCUGGAGUCUGGCUUUCUCGGGUUCCUUUCCUCGGGAAAACGUAAAAUACAAGCCCUAAGACGUUUCCAAAGCUCCUCUAAAUGAAUCAGGUACAUUAAUGGGAAUGUUUGCCCUGAUGGCUUCUUUGGGGGGCUAAUCUCUAGAGUGGAACCUGGGUGAAGUUCUAGCCUCCCCAAACUGGGGGUGGUAAGGGCUGUAAGCUCCCGUAAGGUGGGGUCCAGGGUGCCCUCAACCAUCGACUCUCCCCAGCACAUGCUCUGCGCGAGCGCCAAGCUUGGGCCUCAUGCGUGUGUGCCCUUUCGAGUCAUAGUAAACACCACAGACUGGACAUCCAGGGCGCGGAGAGGCUGGGCAGCUCCCUUUGGCACCUGCUGGUGGGAGAGACAGGAGGCCUUGCCACGGGGGGAUAGGGCUGCUCACAGCGAGGGUGAGGCCGUGGGAGAGAAGUCCCAUGGCCAUCACUUUUCAUGGGAGACAAGACUCACUGGGUGGCUACCAACACCCUUAAGGACCUUUGGGUGCCUAGUUCAUGUGAGGGGUGGCCCAGAAAGGAGACCAGGGGAUAAGUCAGUUCUGCAAGCCCGAAUGCAGCAGUGGGUGAGAGGAGAGUUCAGUCCUUGUUUCCAGGGGCCUGUCUGCCCCCCCCCCCCGGUGGGUGGGGGGUGUCAAAGCAAGCUUGCCUGCCUACUCUACCAGAGCCCAGCCCCUGCGGUGCCAGGCUGUUUGCAUUGUUAAGAGCAAAUAGAGCCACAGCCAACAUUUCUUGGCUGCUUCUUCCAUCACUGCUCCUUCUGCCAUGCUGAGACUCUUCCUUGAGAAUAGGCCCUGAGCGUGAGAACUUCUGUUCGGGGGCUUCCCCAGCUAGCCAGUUCCCUCAGUCCUGUCAUCGCCACAGCUGGCUUGAAGCCUGCCUGGCAAGUAGGUAAAGGGGAUUGAUCGCAUGGCCUGACCACUCACUGAGCCCUGGGCAGUUUGCAAUAUAGCAUCUCGCUUGAUUUUCAAAAAAACACGAUGAACUUAUAGUACUUACAGGACGCAAGUGCUGUAGUAAGUUCCUGUUGAUUAUUCUUGAAACCACCUUGACCGAAGAAAGUUUCAUUUCCUUUAUUUCACACAGAUGAGGCAACAGGCUCAGGGAGGGGAGCCCCUUCCCAAGGCCUCACAGCCAGGAGUUGGGCUUUGAAGCAGGGAUCGGAGCAAGGAGGUGUGCCCUAACUAGCAGACCACACUGCCUCCUCUAACCCGGAGAUCAUAAUCCCCCUGCAGCACCCAUCUCUGCUCUGCCUUGUACACACUUGAAUGCACACGCACACCCACACGCGCGUGGACGGACUCAAGAGCGGCUGCCAUACCUCUCUCAGGAUCAGAAACAGGAUCAACCCAGAAUGCCUAGUUUUGCCCGUACACAGCAGGAGCGGAUGGAGAGGCUUGUAUUCCAUCACCAGCGGGCUGCAAAAGACAUCUGACAAGCUCAUCCACGUUGCCUAGGGACCUUGACUUCUUCAAAACUCCACAGUGGUGUGUGAUUGUGGAACUUGGGGAGAUUCUCUGUCAGCAGCAAGGCAAAAGCUCUGGCUUCCUGUGAAGAUGUGCCCAAGUAAUUCUGCUUCAUCCUGGAGUGUUGUCUGGAAGCUUCUGCCGGCUGCCCAAAGUGGAAUAGGGGGUGUUGGGUUCAGGCCUCUGCCUCCAGACGUUUCACUAAGCAGAGGGUCUGGUGCCCGUGGACGUUGACUGUCUGCAGCUCCGUAGAGCUGAACUGCCAGGCAGCACUUGUUUGUCCAAAACUCACUGCCUCCCCUUCUCAGUUUGUCCUCUGUCUCCCAGACAUUGGUACUGGUGACCACACUGAGCGUGUGCACAGCAGGUACUGGGGCAGGUGGGAGACCAGGAUGUGGUCAACACUUGCUCCUUGAGUUCUCCAGGGGUAGGAAUUUGAACAGCACAGGGCUCAGCGUCUCUGGGUAGGGAGGCAUUUCCUCCAAAUGAGUUCGGAGCGUGAAGCAGUGACCGCAGUAGUUGUGUUAGGCAGGGAAAGGCUGUCAGAACUGCCUCCCCUGCACAGAAUAAUGCCCCGUCGGGUGUUGGUUUUCUGUUCUUUUUUUCCUUGCCAAUUGGUGUGUUUAAAAUGUAUGCAUCUGGUGUGAGAAAUGUAUAUUGGGUCUGCCGUGGACGUGCGGCUCGGUGGGAGAUUUUUAAGACAUUUUAAUGAGCAGAUUUCAGAAGUUCCCGAAAGCUGGUCAGCUGCGAGUGGUUGCAGGUCAGCAUUUCAAUACAUGGAUUUUUUUUUUUUCCUGGAACUAAUGUGCAUUGUUUUUGUCUUGCUGUUUCACUCCGCCCUUUAAGUAGUGUAACUUUCAUCUCAUUUAGUAAGUGAAUGGUAGAUAGACAUGCAUAUUUAAGUGCAUGCACGUGGAGAAUGAUGCUUAGGCUGUGUGCUUAGCUCCUUUGCUCUCCUAAAUACAGAGAAGAUCUGAGUUUCCCAUCUCAGCCGAUGGUCCUGGGAGCCGGUUGCUGCAGAGCCACCCAAGUAGAAAGACCCUGAUGAGAAUGACCUUGGGGACCAGGCAUGUGCCUGUGGCUAGCUAACCUUAGAGAUGAGAAACCAUCCCUCUGAGGAUGGAUUCAAGGUCUGAAAAUCAUCCAGAGUCGCUCACAGCUCUGUUGAAUGAAAAAUGAUAGGCGAUUACAUCGUCACAUCAUUCUAGCUUCCUUAAAAAAGAAAAGAAAAUUCCCCAGGUGGGUCUCUGGCAGCCCCUCCACUUGAGGCCUUCAGAGCCUCAGUAGUCAAUACCCCAGGUAACUCGCAGUGGAUUCGCUUUCACAACUCAAUCCCCUGCCGUGCCUCAGGCGCUUCAAUACCUGGGCACUCCCUACAGGCGUUAGGCAUCCACUCACUUAGGAUAAGCCCCUAUCGGGAUCCUCUAAAGACACCUUAUACUCCAAGUGCAUGUGAUUGCCCUGCUGCUCGACAUUUCUGAGGUGCUUUGUCACGAACCUUCGCUUUCUCCCAGAAUUAAAAGACUGCUCUCUGCUAGUGAAGUGCAUAUACAGCAUCUCCUUGUGUCCGUCCGUCCCUGAAGUGCUGAUGCCCCGUGGCAUGCGUACCUGUGCUUUCUUUGCCCAGCCUUCUACUCCCAGACCAGACCACCCAUAAGGAGGUAGUGCAAAGAAGAAUGUCAGCGAGCUUGUGCACAGCGGUUUGAUCUGAGCCGGGAUGUGUGUCCAGUGCCUCGGAGGAAGGGCGGUGAGGCACGAGGGACCCGUGUAAACUAGCCUGGGAUCCCGGGCUCCGCCCGCCCGGGUGCGCCUGUCUGCACGGAGCACUGCGGCCCAGAAGUCUGUGUACACACUGCGCUGGCGUCCAAGAGCACAGCACACCCCCCACGGCAAAUAUCCAUGUGGUUGGUCAGCCAAAGACUUUCCUAUUCUUUGCUGCUUAAACGUGUGCCUUAAUAUUGUAUAUAAUAAAUGGAUGAAA
Echinops telfairi (small Madagascar hedgehog) is the source of this 7857-nucleotide messenger RNA. RefSeq names its product angiomotin like 1 (gene AMOTL1). Gene Ontology annotation, biological process: angiogenesis; actin cytoskeleton organization; hippo signaling. Lineage: Eukaryota; Metazoa; Chordata; Mammalia; Afrosoricida; Tenrecidae. The transcript is spliced from 13 exons. The record is from RefSeq and is a predicted model, not a curated record. Gene Ontology annotation, cellular component: cytoplasmic vesicle; plasma membrane; bicellular tight junction. The coding region runs from base 277 to 2889 and encodes 870 amino acids.